Molecule: messenger RNA, 896 nt
Organism: Erpetoichthys calabaricus (reedfish)
Lineage: Eukaryota; Metazoa; Chordata; Cladistia; Polypteriformes; Polypteridae
Exons: 3
Coding region: 118-741 (207 amino acids)
Cellular component (GO): endoplasmic reticulum
Molecular function (GO): misfolded protein binding; protein-folding chaperone binding
Source: RefSeq, a predicted model, not a curated record
GGAAUGCAUCCUGCACCAUCCAUCCUGCCAUUCAUUUUUGCCUACUUCAGUUGCUUGACUCAAUAGGGUUGGUACCCAUCUUGUUCACAAUAGAUACGUGCUGAGUGUCAACCCUGGAUGAUAUGCCAGUUGCCCACACGGUGUUCCAAACCCCUCAAACUCAGUCCUGCAUUUCUGCAUCCUGUGCUAUGUUUGGCCAUGAAGGACCCACUUCUCAUUCCUCAGCUAGCCCUCUUGUGGCUGCUGCUACUUCUUGAUCCAAUGUUAGCCGUGAAGGACUACUAUGAUAUUCUCGGCAUGUCCCCAUCUGCCACUGGCCAGCAAAUCAAAAAAGCCUUCCACAGACUUGCAAUGAAGUACCAUCCAGAUAAGAACAGAAGUCCCGGUGCAGAAAGAAAGUUUAGGGAAAUUGCAGAAGCUUAUGAAGUUCUUUCCAACGAAGCCAAGAGACAAGAGUAUGAUGAUCUGGGGCACCAGGGUUUCGUGCACGUCGACAGAGACAUGGACGUUGACAUGCAGUUCUUCACGUUCGUUUUUAAUGACCUCCACCAGCAUUAUGACUUUGACACCGAUGGUUUCUACCCUGAGGAGGAAGUCCAACUGAAUUGGGAAUUUCUUGCACAACCUGAGGGUGUGGAGGAUGAGGAAUUCCUUGGCGAGUCUUUGGAGGAGGAGGAUGAUCGAGGCUCUUUUUAUGUGUUUGGGAAAGAGUUUGACGACUUGGCAGCCGAGUUUGUUUGAAAUGCAGUAGGGUAUGUUCUGAAAGUGAAACUUGUGGAGACAACUCUGUGGUUGGUUAGCACUUGUACAAGCCAUGAGGGUGAGUAGCAGGGUGCUGGAGAGAUCGGCUCCUGUGGUGGUUGGAUGAGUUAAAAUAAACCACACUGGUGGAAGAA